ACAUCACACACCAAUCCCUCUUCAAACAUUUCAGUCCAAAGAUCAAGUGUUAUAUUCUCUCUAUCCUUUCUCUCCCUCUAGUCCCUCUCAUACAUUCUUUCUUUUCAUUAUUUACUCCUACAAAACUAGUCUUUAUCCAUUUCCUAAUAACACCCCCUACUUAAAAAAUAAAUGAAGUUGCUAUCUACAAAAGCCACAUGCAAUUCUCAUGGCCAAGAUUCUUCAUAUUUCCUAGGUUGGCAGGAAUAUGAAAAGAACCCUUACGAUGAGGUGAAAAAUCCCAAGGGAAUUAUUCAGAUGGGUCUGGCUGAAAAUCAGUUAUCUUUUGAUCUACUAGAGUCUUGGCUCGAGAAGAAUCCAGAUGUAGCAGGAUUCAAACGUGAUGGAAAAUCAAUAUUCCGUGAACUUGCUCUCUUCCAAGACUACCAUGGUCUUCCUUCAUUCAAGAAGGCAUUGGUAGAUUUCAUGGCUGAUAUUAGAGGAAACAAAGUCACUUUUGAUCCAAACCACAUUGUUCUAACGGCAGGUUCCACUUCUGCAAAUGAGACUCUCAUGUUUUGCCUUGCUGAACAAGGAGACGCUUUUCUCCUACCCACUCCUUAUUACCCAGGAUUUGAUAGAGACUUGAAGUGGAGAACUGAGGUGGAAAUAGUUCCAAUACAAUGCACAAGCUCAAACAACUUCCAAAUAACUGAAUCAGCUUUGCUACAAGCUCAUGAAGAAGCAAAGAAGAAGAACCUCAAAGUCAAAGGGAUCUUAGUGACAAACCCAUCAAACCCACUUGGCACCACAAUGUCUCGAAAUGAAUUGAACCUUCUCAUUGACUUCAUCAAAGACAAAGACAUGCAUUUAAUAAGCGACGAGAUUUACUCUGGGACAGUUUUUACCUCUCCAAACUUCGUCAGCGUCAUGGAAAUCGUUAAGGACAUAAACGACUUUAAAGAUUUUGACGCUGACGUUUUGGAGAGAGUUCACGUUGUUUAUAGUCUUUCCAAAGACUUAGGUUUACCAGGUUUUAGAGUUGGUGCUAUCUAUUCCGAAAACGAUAAAGUUGUUUCGGCUGCAACGAAAAUGUCUAGCUUUGGUUUGGUUUCAUCACAAACACAAUAUCUUCUCUCAGCUAUGCUAGGUGACAAAAAAUUCACGAGAAACUACUUAUCCGAGAAUAAAAAAAGACUUAAAAAACGACAAAAAAUGCUUGUUUCAGGGUUAGAGAAAGCAGGUAUUAAUUGUCUCAAAACAAAUAAUGCCGGCUUGUUUUGUUGGGUUGAUAUGAGAAACCUUUUAAGUUCCAACACAUUUGAAGCUGAAAUGGAGCUAUGGAAGAAGAUAUUAUAUGUUGUUGGGUUAAACAUUUCACCUGGUUCGUCGUGUCAUUGCGACGAACCAGGAUGGUUUCGUGUUUGUUUUGCUAACAUGUCGGAAGAUACUUUAAACCUAGCUAUGAAAAGGUUAAAGGACUUCGUUGCAAACUCGAAUGGUGAAGGGUGUAGUAGCAAUAAUAGUAGUAAGAAAAGUAGAAGAAUUACCCAAUCUUCUAGAAGGUUAACGAGGAAGUCGUUUUCGAAUUGGGUUUUUGGGCUAUCGUCACGUGAUCAUCGUGAACAAGAAGAACGAUAGUAUGGUCAUGGUGUGAAUGAUGCUUGAUAGAAGGAAUGCAUGCACAUGCAACAAUUGUUAUUAUUAACUUUUUGGGGUAUUAUUAUUAUUAACUUUUACUCCUCGAAUAUAUAUUUUCGGUGGAGUUAAUAGGAUCCUACUUUGUUGUUUUAAUUUAUUUGUAAUGUGAAAUUGUAGAUAGAAAUUAAGAACAACGCACUCUGUCCAUUUGGAUGUGAAGUGUGAGUUUGGUUCUGAAAUGUUAAAUAUGGAUCAAUUUCGUUACAUAUGCAUGAAAA
Messenger RNA from Cicer arietinum (chickpea), 1898 nucleotides. RefSeq names its product 1-aminocyclopropane-1-carboxylate synthase 3-like. Gene Ontology annotation, molecular function: transaminase activity; pyridoxal phosphate binding; 1-aminocyclopropane-1-carboxylate synthase activity. Lineage: Eukaryota; Viridiplantae; Streptophyta; Magnoliopsida; Fabales; Fabaceae. The record is from RefSeq and is a predicted model, not a curated record. Gene Ontology annotation, biological process: biosynthetic process; amino acid metabolic process.